Molecule: messenger RNA, 3418 nt
Organism: Vespa mandarinia (Asian giant hornet)
Lineage: Eukaryota; Metazoa; Arthropoda; Insecta; Hymenoptera; Vespidae
Product: zinc finger CCHC domain-containing protein 8 homolog
Biological process (GO): RNA processing
Cellular component (GO): catalytic step 2 spliceosome
Molecular function (GO): RNA binding
Source: RefSeq, a predicted model, not a curated record
GAUAAAAAGUAACGCUAGUGGGAAUAAAAUUAAACAAAGGUAUUAAAUUAAAUCAAAAUAAGUGUAAUCUUUCUUUUUAUUAAUUCAGUUCGUAACGCAUCGCGCAUAUUGUUUCUAAUUGUUUUCGCAAGCUCUUCUUUUCGCAUCGAGUUCCAAAAAUUAAGAUUAUUGGCGCGCCAUUGAAUCUGUAUUUGUAAAUGUUAUUAAGCAAGGACAAGAUUAAAUGUUUAAGUUAACAAUAUAAACACGAUUAAUGCAACUUCAUAACAAAUUGCAAUUUAUAUAAAAUCAAGACAAUGACCGAUGGUACUACCUCUAUGAAUUCCACGAUCACUAUUGUGGAUACCGACGAUGAAGUGAUAGAAUUGGAAGAGAGCCAAAACGAUAUUGUAAUCGUUCACGAUAAUGGCGAAAGUAAGGAUGACUUCGAGACAAGAGAGAGCGAUCUCUCAACGUGCGACGUUAUCGGCGAUUAUAAGUUUAUUGAGAAAACGCCAAACGUCAACGAAAACUUCGAACCUUAUCAACAUGUAAAAUCAACAAACAAUUCCAAGCCUAUGUUUAAGGUUAUUUUUCAAGAUGAAAAUAUAGCUCGGCAAUAUGAAAAAGAAAUAAGACAAUUCUUACAGGAUUUGGUUUUGAAAACGUCUCAACAAAUAACAGACAGUAGUUUCUCUAAUAUAAUUUUAGAAAUUUGGAACAAAACAAAAAACUGUGAUCAACAAUUAUUAGAAGCUAAUACAGAAGGUGAAGAUAGUAAAGAUACAUCAUCUCUCUUUACUAUUGAUACACAACCCACACUUAAAAGUAAUGUGGAUAUCCCAAAAUAUAGAAAGAAAUAUAAAGGUGUAAUUGAUGAAGAUAAAGAGGAAGAAUUAGAGCCAGAGAAAAAAGAUUCAUGUGUUCGACAAAUUUCAUGUUUCAAUUGUUCAGGAAAUCAUAAUUUACGAAAUUGUAAAAUGCCUUGGAACAUAGCUAAUAUAAAUAAAAAUCGGAAAGAGCUUAGUAUGAGAAAUAAUAAUAGGGGUAUUAGGUAUCACUUAGAUGACGAUCAAAGAUUCGGGCACAUGAUUCCUGGACAAAUUAGUAAAGAUUUGCGUAUUGCAUUGGGCCUCAAAGAUUAUGAAUUACCUAUGCACAUUUACAAAAUGAGAGUACUUGGUUAUCCUCCUGGGUGGUUAGAAGAGGCACGUUUACAACAUUCAGGAUUAUCUCUAUUCAAUUCAGAUGGAAUAGCAGAAUUGGAUCCUAAUGAUGAACCAGGUGAAAUUGUUGCAGAAGAAGAUAGAGAUCGUUAUGAUAUAAAAAAAAUUUUUGACUAUCCUGGAUUUAAUGUUCCACCUCCACCAGGUACUCAUGAUAAACUUAAUGUAUUAUGGACUCCUGAAAAGCAAAGUUUUCAUAGUAAAAAAAAUAUGUUAUUCCACCUGAGUGGAAAGAAAGCGGCAGAGGGAUAUAAAAGAAAAAAAUUGAAAUCGAACAUGUCUUUGAUGAACGAUUCACCUACAGUAUCUAGUGAUAUGGAAAUAGAAGAUUUAAGUGGAACGGAAGGUUUGGUAGAAUCGGUACCUAUUAAUGGACACUUUAUACCACCUUUACCAAAAGAUGUACCUAUUAAACCACCAGAACCUCCAUCCUCAUUAUCAACAUCGGAGCAAUGUUUAUUUGAUUGUCAAUCGCAAGAUUCAGCUGAUGAAAGUGCAUCUUCAUUGUCUAGGACAAAUUCACCAUCAUUAUCAGAUCUUGAAAGCAUGAAAAAACGAUUACUUGUAGAACUUGAAGAUUCUAGCUCGCAAUCUAAUCUUGAUGCACCUAUGAAAUGCAGCUCUUUAAAUUCUAGUAUGAAAUCAGAAGUACUUUUAUCUUCCAAUGAACACACACCACAAUUCAAUCGUUUUCAAAGUGCACACAGUAUAUUUAAUACUAGUCAGGGAAGUAUAAAAUCAGUGGACUUUGGUACACCCAUAUUACAGAGUACUUCUACUUAUAAUAAGUUACCAUCUUCAGAAAAAUUCUCAAAGAACAUAUGUGAUGUUAUCAAUUUUGAAAAUUUACCAGACUCUACUGGUAAGUAUGAACAAAUCACAGGAGUUUUGCAAAAAGUACGAAGUACUUUGGCAAAAUUGCAUGAGGAUUCGUGAAAAUUAUUUAUCUAUUAGAUAUCUUUCAGAAUUGAAAUGCUAAUUGAAAUGCUAAUUGAAAUAAUUCCUAUACCGAUAUAAUUUGUUACAUACAAAGUUUGUAUGUAAAUAUUGUAAUAUAAAUGAUUUCAAGCAUAAUAGCGCAUAAUAAUGUAUUAUAAACUAUAAUAUAAUUAUGAAUGAGAAUUUCUUAUCUGAAUUCUGUAAAGAUUACAAAAACUACUGUUAAAAGAAAAAAAAGAACCUGUUCAAACGUAGAAUAACUAAUCGAUAAGUGUCUUUAUAAUUUAAACAUAGAAAGUUAUAUCAUAUGUUCCAUAUGGUCUGAACACUAAUUAACAUAAAUGAUAUGGUUUGCAAAAUUUUUCUCGUAUUCAGAAUUCUAUGAAAAAUAUUCUUCAUUUAAUAUGUAAUAUAUUUUGCAUAAUCUUAGAUCUAUAUAAAAAAUCUACAUUUAUUUUCCAUGAAAUUAAUACUCCUCUUAAAAGUACAAAAAUGUGAUAAUCCGAAUAUUUUAGUUUAUAUAUACGUUAAAAUAUUUUAUCGGAUCACGAUAACAAAAUUAGCUCAUUAAAUCGGUUAUAAUAUAAUUUCGAUGAUAACAGCAUUUCAAAAAUUAUUCAUCUUUUGCAUUUUCUAAAUUAUUCAUUUUUUUCUUGUAAAAAUGAAUCCCUAUGCAUUUAAAAAAAUUGUAAAUUUGUUCAUGUAGGAUGUCAGAUGAAAUAAAUGCCAAACAAUAUAGCAAAAAGAAUAUAAAAAUUUUCUUGAAAUUUUCGUAUGAAACGUCAAAUGUAUGUGAUAAACAAUUUGAUAAAAAAUUAUAAUAUUAGAAAAAGAAUCAUGUUUUAUUAAUCUUAUUUUAUAGAUAUAAUAAGCAUUCUUGUGAUAAGUUUUUCAAUAUUUAAAAUGUUCACAAUUUUAAAAUAUUAAGAUUAAAUUGUGAACUAGCCAAAUUUUCAAAUUAAUUGAUUCGAGGUAUUACUAAAUAGCAUUAGUAUUCUAAUGAAAAAAUUGUUUGAUAUUUUUAUUAUCGCAAUGUCGAAGGUAUACGUGUAAAAAUUCGAAAAAAUUUUUAAAUUAAAUAAUUAAGAAUAAAGAAAAAUAUUUUUGGUAUUUUUAUUAGAUGUUAUUAAAAAAAAAAAAAAAAAAAGAGGUUGUAGAAAAAAAAUCCUCGCGUAAUUUAGUCUUUACUAUAGUUUGGCUACUAUUUCAGUCGACACUUGUUUCAAGGUUACCUACGUACUUAUAUGAAGUAUAAUAAUAUAAAAAAAAAAAAA